Notodromas monacha is the source of this 2664-nucleotide messenger RNA. The record is from the annotation of a GenBank genome assembly. NCBI's taxonomy places the organism in Eukaryota, Metazoa, Arthropoda, Ostracoda, Podocopida, Cyprididae.
AGUUAUUGUUGCGCGGCCUAUAUAUAUGGCUUGCAUAUACUGUACAAAACAAUGCAGUACACUCGAACUCUUGAGUGUACUUAGGCUUGUACGAGAACAUAUGUUUCCCGUAACGAAGUGCGGAAACAAUUCUAGAUUGAUCCAACGUACCAACAAUUUCGAAGAUCAUGACUUGCCAGUAUUUCUCAAUCGUCGUGGCGAAAUGAAGUUGCUUGCGUACAAAGUGCGAGGAUUUCAGGUCUCUUCGGAUUACUCAUCCCAACCAAUAUGCAUCGAAAUUCGCACAUAGAUGAUCGCAUUCCCAGUCACAAUGGGCAAUGGUAGAGAGUUCGAUCCUUUGUACUGUAUUAAUUAGUAUUCCGCGUCGGAAGCCUGUCACCCCUGUAUGCUCAACCAUCAAUCAUGACACAACAACGUAAUACAUCAGGGGAAUAUUUAUGCGACCGGAUCAACCAGGAAGAGUCCAUGGAAAUCGGGUUGGUGUGGAACAGAUCCCCGGAAGGCGCAGAGAAGCUAGCCUUUAAGCAUCGCGUUCCUACCGUGAUCACAGAUCUGGAGCGUGACCUACCGCAAUUACUACCCAAGGACGAACGCACGUCCAGCAACAGCAACCCGUCCAUUCAUGUGGUUGUUGAGGUUGCCCACCCGGACGUUACACGGGUUAUUGGCAGUUCCGUGAUCAAGAGCGGAUGCAAUUAUUUCAUCGGGUCGCCGUCCGUGUUGGCUGAUGAGAGUGUGAUGCGUGAUUUGGAGUCGGCUAGUGCGCAGUCUGGUGCGAAGGUGUAUGUGCCUUGUGGCGCGUUUUGGGGAGCAAACGACAUCAGGAAAAUGGCGGAUUUGGGCACCCUGUCGUCGCUCGUCAUUACCAUGCGCAAGCAUCCGAGCUGCCUGAAGAUUGAAGAGCUAAAGGAAAAACUUGGUCCGGACCCGUCGAAGAUCUCCGCUCCCAUCGAACUUUACAACGGACCAGUUCGGCAGUUGUGUCCCCUGGCUCCCAACAACGUCAACACCAUGGCCGUGGGUGCAUUGUGCGCACACAACCUUGGAUUCGAUAGAGUUAUCGGACGCCUUGUGGCUGACCCAGCAUUAAAUGAUCGCCACGUUGUGGAGAUUGAAACCAGGUCGAAAACAGGACCAGCACUGGAACAAGAGCUGGUGGUUAAGACGACGAGGGAAAACCCCGCUGGACUCGGAGCCGUGACCGGCAAUGCUACGUUUGAUUCGUUCUGGGCUUCCUUGCGAGACGCGUGUGAUGAAAUUCGCUCGAACGCGAUGAAAAGGAGGGAACAAUUCGCGAUUGUGUGCUGAUUUCUUUCGGGAAUUCAUCGGUUUAGGAACGAGCAAUACUAGACCUAUAUGUACUUCUAUCGGGACUUGGGAGAUAAUUGAACAAUAUAGUAUAAUUUACAGUAAGUCCCUGUUCAAAAAUACUAAUUGCAAAAUUUCUUCGUCGUAAUGUAGAGGGAUGAGGAAACUGGCUCGCUUAAAUGAAACAAAAUCUUGGGGCCAGAAAACGUUCAAAUUUUGGCAAUUUUUGGGCUUAAGCUUUGUAAUUUCCCAAAAAAUCGAAGAAAAAUUAAAAAAGAAAGGCAUACCUUCGCCUUUUUCCGAUGCAGAAAUUUAAUUUCGCAAGCUUACCAGUAUUAUUUCAAUUCAAUGCUAAUUAAUUUUAGUUUAAUAUCUUAUAAUGUAUAGGAAAAAUACCGUUUACAGGUUUAUCGGGGUCUUUUUUUUGAGUGUCUGCUGGAAAAAAAUUGAAUAUUUUAAAACGCAUUCUCAUGAUGAGGGAAAACGCGUCCAGGAAUGGAUAAAUUUUGUUAUGAGGGGACGCAUUGGAUUACUUUUUUGCGUUAAAUCAAAUGUAAGACGCCCUUAUUCUCCAAAAAAUUGGCUCAGAAAAAUACGAUUUCUCUAUUCGAUGCAUCCGAAUAACUACCGUAUAUAUGAGCAAUACCCAGUACAGUAUUCAGAUUUUUCAUGCACAAAAUCCAUCAGUCGACAAAAUAAGCACCCUGAACUUACUUGGUGUUCUGACUUUCCAAGAACCUAAAAUUUAUAAAUAAAUUAAGGUUUUCCCCACAAAAAGGAACAAUGGGAUGUCACACGACCCUCUUCCCCUGAAGUCAAUGACUCAUGCAUCUUGAAUUGAUGAAACCUGAUCAUUCUUUUGAUUAUUUUCUACUUGAAUGAAAAAGACUAGGGGAGGAACUACAGUAAAUUGUUUUGGCCUCGAACGGGAAAAUUUCCUACUAUAUGUGGAUAUUUACGCAAAUUGCAUGAUUAUGCAAAUAGGAGCAUCCCGUAUUUUUUUUGUGCUUCUAAAAUUAGAAAACGGGUUGCUUAUAUUCUCAUAAAUAUGGUAUAACUUAAAAUUGGAUAAUAUCCCUUCACCAUUUCCUGUGCAAGUAAAUUAAGCUGACCAUCCGUACACAGCUAAAGAGAUUUCCGGAAAUACUGUACCGAAACAAUGUAUGCAUUAUGAAUAUGAACGUGAAGAUAUUUAUGUGCCGAAAAUGGCGCGAUAAAAACUGUUGGAAGUUCGUCUUACAUUUGAGACGAAUCUUUUGGGUGAUGAAAAAGUGCUUCUUCAUGGUUACAAGGUUCGUAUACGGUAUUGAGGUACUGUAUAUUAUAGAGGGAAUUGCUCCAAUUUGUGACAUCAAA